UGGGCUGUCCAGGGAAAGCCCAGAGCCUCUCCUGGUCUGUCUCCCUGGGGGACUGGGGGUGGGGUCACCUGGGACCCGGCUGUGCCCCACCUGGCUCACUCAGCCUCAGCAAGCACUGCCUCACCCUGCAGGGUCAGAGUAUUCGCUCCCAUCUCUGAGGGCCAAGCCAGGGAGAAGCCAUGACCCCCCACCACAUGAGGAAGGCUCAUAGUGACACCAAAUCAGGACCCAGACUUGGGGACAGCCUCCUGGCCUAGCCCACGGUGCCCACCUGAACCAGUGAGAACGGCAGGGCAAGGCUGAGGGGGUUAGAGGGAUGCUACCCGCCCACAAAGGGGAAGUGAGUCUCUUCUCGGGGAUCACCAGCACAGGCUGUGGGGCUCCGCAGAAGCCAGAAGGGAGGACCAGGCCCCCUCCCUGGGUGGGGCACAGCCAGAGAGAAGGCAGCUCCAGGACAUGGAGGUUUGCUGGAGAGGGCGGUGGGGCGGGCCGUGCCGGGGUCCAGAACCGGCUGCCGUGACCGCUGCCGCGCCCCUCCCCCCACAGCUGCUCCGCUGGUGACGUCCGGUGGGGGCGGGCAUGGGAAAGGGAGCCUAGCCCUUUAAGCGGCGGGCGGUCCUGCCCAAGCCGGCUGCGCCCCGGUGCGCGUCCCUGCGGAAUGCGGGCUGGUGAUGUCGCCGCAGGCAGCUCAGCCCGCGCGCGCCGCCCUCGGACCCUGGUCGGAGACGGCGGAGGGAGCGGCCCCUGCGCGGAGGGGGGCUUUGCCACCUUCUCCUCCUGCUUCCCCGGCCUCUGUGAGGGCAAGCCUGCUGCCCUGCUGCCCAUGAGCCUCUCCCAGCCCUGCCUGCCUGUGCCCAGCGUGGGCCUGACCCGCAUCCUGCCUCACCUCUACCUGGGCUCCCAGAAGGAUGUCCUGAACAAGGACCUGAUGACCCGAAACGGAAUAAGCUACGUCCUCAACGCCAGCAACUCCUGCCCCAAGCCUGACUUCAUCUGUGAGAGCCGCUUCCUGCGCAUUCCCAUCAAUGACAACUACUGUGAAAAGCUGCUGCCCUGGCUGGACAAGUCCAUCGAGUUCAUUGAUAAAGCCAAGCUGUCCAGCUGCCAAGUCAUUGUCCACUGUCUGGCCGGCAUCUCCCGCUCUGCUACCAUCGCCAUCGCUUACAUCAUGAAGACCAUGGGCAUGUCCUCCGAUGACGCCUACAGGUUCGUGAAGGACCGUCGCCCGUCCAUUUCGCCCAACUUCAAUUUCCUGGGCCAGCUGCUGGAGUACGAACGCAGCCUGAAGCUGCUGGCCGCCCUGCAGGGCGACGGGGCGUCCCACCCUGGGACCCCAGAGCCCCUCCCGGGCCCUGCCGCCCCACUGCCGCCGCUGCCACCACCUACCUCAGAGAGCGCUGCCACCGGGAGCGCAGCGGCCACCACCACCAAGGAGGGCGCACAGAUGGGGGGUGGGGAGACCCCCACCCCCGCCCCCGCCCCAGCCACCAGCGCGCUGCAGCAGGGCCUGCGUGGCCUGCACCUCUCCUCUGACCGCCUCCAGGACACCAACCGCCUCAAGCGCUCCUUCUCGCUGGACAUCAAGUCGGCCUACGCGCCGAGCCGGCAGCCCGAAGACCCCGGGCCCCCAGACCCCGGGGAGGCCUCCAAACUCUGCAAACUGGACAGCCCAUCGGGGGGCGUGCUGAGCCUGCCCUCCCCCAGCCCCGACAGCCCGGACGCGCCACCCGAGCCGCGCCCCAGGCUCCGCCGGCGGCCCCGGCCCCUAGCCGGCUCCCCGGCGCCCGGCCUCGGCCUGAACUUCGGUGACGCCGCCCGGCAGACUCCGCGGCUCGGCCUCUCGGCCCUGUCGGCACCCGGGCUGCCCGGCCCAAGCCAGCCGGCCGGCCCUGGCGGCUGGGCGCCGCCGCUCGACUCCCCGGGCACGCCGUCCCCCGACGGGCCUUGGUGCUGCAGCCCCGAGGGCGCGCAGGGCGCGGGCGGCGCGCGGUUCGCACCCUUCGGCCGGGCCAGCGGGCCGGGCGCGGGAGGCGGCGACCUGCGGCGGCGGGAGACGGCGAGGCCCGAGGCCCGGGACGCGAGGACCGGCUGGCCCGACGAGCCGGCCCCGGAGACGCAGUUCAAGCGCCGCAGCUGCCAGAUGGAGUUUGAGGAGGGCAUGGUGGAGGGGCGCGCGCGCGGCGAGGAACGGGCCGCCCUGGGCAAGCAGGCCAGCUUCUCGGGCAGUGCGGAGGUCAUCGAGGUGUCCUGACCGCGGCCGGGAGCGGCCCCUCCGCGGGGACCCGGCGCCCCAGCCCGUCCGCUGCCCUCCCUCGGCUGGGCCCGCUAUAAAUACAUAUUAUAUAUAAUGCAAUGAAAGGUAAAUGGUUUUACUGCGAUUUUUAUCGAGAAGUAAAUAUUUCAAUUUUUUAUUUA
This is a messenger RNA of Mesoplodon densirostris (Blainville's beaked whale), 2415 nucleotides long. RefSeq names its product dual specificity phosphatase 8 (gene DUSP8). Gene Ontology annotation, biological process: protein dephosphorylation; negative regulation of MAPK cascade. Bases 659 to 2251 code for a protein of 530 amino acids. Gene Ontology annotation, molecular function: protein tyrosine/threonine phosphatase activity; MAP kinase tyrosine/serine/threonine phosphatase activity. Gene Ontology annotation, cellular component: cytoplasm. The record is from RefSeq and is a predicted model, not a curated record. The transcript is spliced from 5 exons. Lineage: Eukaryota; Metazoa; Chordata; Mammalia; Artiodactyla; Ziphiidae.